Molecule: messenger RNA, 1075 nt
Organism: Funneliformis geosporum
Lineage: Eukaryota; Fungi; Glomeromycota; Glomeromycetes; Glomerales; Glomeraceae
Source: the annotation of a GenBank genome assembly
AUGUGUCAAGAAUCUGAUUACAUUCAAACUAUUAGGAAGAAGAGCUUGAAAACUGGUGCUAAUUAUAAUUGUCAACAAAAGCAACGUCGAACAAGAUACGGAAGAGUGAUUCCAGACUAUUCUGAAUCAAAUUCUGAUUCGGAUGAUAUUAUAAAUUGUGAUCCAAUAUCAGAAGAAGUUAGAGACGGUCACAAAAUAAAAUUUGAUUUUACAAGCAUUUCGAAUGAAUUACAAUGUAAACCAAGAAAUGAAUGGAAGGUCAAUGAGAUUAAUAUUACCGAUAGAUUUCGAAAAUAUCAAAUGGAAGUACUUAAAAAAGCCGAAACUGAAGAAUUAGAAGACAUUUAUGAAAUUUUAUCUCUAUCAUCCAUAAUUGUACUUCGAAAUACAUGUCCCUACCCCAUAUUUACGAAUGACGAAUGGAAUGUAAUUAUAGGGACCAACCCAUACACCAUACGAGAAUCUACUCUCCCACCAGAAAUUUCUUUUUCUCUCCGAGUAGCAUCCUUUAAUCAUUUUCUUGCCAAGGAUGUUUUCAUGAAAAGUGGAGAAUCAAAACUCGGUAGAACAGUCGCACAUUCUUUAAUAAUUUGUAGAUAUGAUAGCAUACCGAACGUAGUUUCUCCAAAGAUGACUGAAGGGGAACAUUGCUUCGCUUUCCUUUUUCCAAUUCUUCGUCCGUUUUCAUCUGGCGAAAAAGAAUAUAAACUUGCCUUAAACCGCUCCAAUUUAGGAAUGGAAAGACCGGACUUAUCAUGUACAGUAAAUCAUAUACCGAUAUUAAAUUCAGAAAUCAAACCUAUUGGGUGCACUCCAUUACAACGGAAAAAGGAUUAUGUAAAAGCACAAUUAAAGGGACGAAAAUCAAUCAACCAACAAUUGAAAGAAAAAGGUGGGCCAGGCGAGGCUGUUAUAUUUCUAAACGUGGGCGAUUUGAUGGAAUCGUUUGUCAUGGACCUGAGUCAUGAUGGAAUAUACAGCUCGUGGUCAUUUCUAACAAAUAGGUUGGUAACUGAUAAGACAAUGAUCCCCUUAGCUGAGAUAGAAAUCCACCAUGUUGUGCCUUUGGAAGUAU